AUGUGCACCACACCAAAUGCUUUAGAAGAGAAUUGGCGCGAAAAAAGCCACAAGCAGCACGGACGCAAGAUCCACACCUCACUGGCGCUCGUGACGGCGACAAUGGACAUCCGCUCGUUCUUCCAGAAGAAGGCUCCGGGCGGAAGCAACGGCAGCAGCAGCACCAAGAAGAAAUUGGCAACGCCAGCCAAGCCAGCCAAGCGAUCAGAGCCAGAACCAACACCUCCGUCGCGUCCUACAGGUCGUCGCACUACUAAACAGAAUGUGGUAGUGCUGGACGACAGUGAUGAGGACGAGAAAAACGGUAGUAGUAAGCGCAAAGCUCCAGCACAGAAGAAGGCACAGCGCGUAGACUCCGACUCGGAUUUUGAAAUGCAACCAAGCGAUAAUGAAGUUAAAGAAGUGACGCCCAAGAAGGAGCCACUGAAGCGGCUACGUCGUGCGGUCAAAGCUGAUAGUGACGAGGACGAGGAGAUGCCGGAAGUGAAGCCUGAAGCUAAGAAAGAGGUGAAGAUAGAGAGCAAGCAGCCUGCAACGUCGUCCUCGAAGCGUACUGCAACUGACGACUCAGAGCAAACCACUGUAAAACAGGAAGGAGCGUUGAAGAAGGUGCCAGCGCCGUGUUCCGGGUGUUUAGAUGGUAAGACAUUCGCGUUCUCCGGUGUGCUGGAAAGUCUGUCGCGCGAGGAUGCGGUGCAUCUUGUUAAAAGCUGUGGCGGGUCUAUCGCCAUCAGCAUUACGCGUAGUACAAAGUAUUUGGUUAUCGGAUCUACGCUGGAGCAGGGUGGCAAUGUGACGGAUGGCUCUAAAUACAAGGAAGCCGUGGCGAAGAACGUCCGUAUCUUGACGCAGAACGAGUUCUACAAUCUCAUCACCGAGGCUGCAACAGCUCAACAGACUCAGGACUUGGCAGCUGAGAAGGCGAAGAUCAAGGCCGAAACUGGUGCACUGAAAACCUCCUCGAAAGGAAACCAGAAGCUCAGCACAUCGAUCAACGACGAGCUGUGGACUGACAAGUACAAGCCGCAGACUUUAAACCACAUGAUUGGCAACAUCGAACUGGGCAAGAAGUUGAAGACGUGGCUUCUAGACUGGGAGGCCAUGCACGUGAAAGGAACCAAGAAAGUCCCGUUCUCGACGAAGCUGUCUGAGAACCGUGGCGCGAAGACGGUGCUGCUGUCGGGACCUCCAGGUAUCGGCAAGACGACGAUCGCGAACCUGGUUGCUCGCGAGUGCGGAUUCGCGUGCACCGAGCUGAACGCGAGUGACACACGCAGUAAGAAAAUGCUGCAGACCGGACUUAAGGACGUACUGGGAACGCAGGCGCUUCAGUUCGGCGCUGCUAGUGGAGAAUUUAAAGAGAAGAUGCACCUCGCUCGUCGUGUGAUUAUCAUGGACGAGGUCGACGGCAUGUCAGGCGGUGAUCGUGGCGGUACGGCGGAGUUGAUUCAGCUUCUCAAGAAGUCGAAGACGCCUAUCAUUUGUAUCUGCAAUGACCGCCAGAGUCAAAAGGUGCGCUCUCUGGCGAACCACUCAUUUGAUCUGCGUAUGCGUCGUCCCACCAAGGUUCAGAUUGGCAAGCGACUUAUGGAGAUUGGGCUGAACGAAGGUCUACACAUGGAGAAGAAUGCCGUUGAAGAAGCGGCCGAUCGAUGUGGCAAUGACAUUCGACAGUUGCUCACUCAGAUGCAGAGGUGGCGUCUUACUACCACCAAGAUCACGUACGCGGAUAUGGUGAACCCUUCUUCGCAGCACAACAAGGAUGAGAGUUUGCGGCUGAACCCGUUCAGUGCGACACAGCAGAUCUUCCAGCGCGAACUUUCGUUUGAUGCUAGGAACGAGGCGUACUUUGUGGACUACGACCUGAUGCCGCUGAUGGUGCAGGAGAACUAUAUCCAGAGUAUCAUGAACAAUAGGAGAUCGUCGGACGAGAACUUGGAAGCGGCCAUGCACGCGUCGGAGUUCAUCUCGGAGAGCGACUUGCUGAAUACCUAUGUGCGAGUGGAGCAGCGAUGGGAUCUGCUCACGAAACAGGCAGCUAUGAACGUCGGUGCCUGCGUGUACUCGGCUGGGUUCAUCGGCCACCCGGAGUUUUCCAAGUGGCUGGGAAAGAACUCGUCGGCGUCCAAGUCGAAGAGGCUGCUUAGUGAACUCUCUGUCCGAAUGCGAGCACACGCCUCCGGGUCGCGAGAAGUCAUUCGUCUUGAUUACGUGCCGUAUAUGAAGGAGAUUUUGCUGAAGAAGCUGCUGUCAGGAGAAGAUAAUAUUCAUGAGGUGAUUGAGCUGCUGGACGAGUGCGAGAUCUCCCGAGAAGACCUGACGGAGUCCAUGGAGAGCUUCAAGUUCCCUGGCGUCAAGCGUCACUCGUACUCGGAGCUGGACACUAAGGCCAAGACGGCGUUUACGCGAAUGUACAACAAGGCAUCGCACAAGUCACAAGCGGUUGUGGAAGCGGUACUUGGGUCAACCACCAUUAAGAAAGCACGAGGGAAGACAGCCGUCGCGAAAGACGAUGGCAGUGGUUUGCCGCCCCCGUCGGAUGCCGAGAGCGAGCCAGAGGAGGAGGACGUGGAUGUUAGCAAGUUCCAGAAGAAGCCGCGAGGUGGCGCAAAGCGCAAGGCUCCCGCUGCUACAGCAAAGAAGGCACCUCGCAAGACACCAGCGAAGAAGCGCCGCACUUAGCAUAUUGGCAGCUGAAGCUGGUGUUGUGGCUGUCGCAGUAGAUCGGUCGAUACGUAUGUGGAAGUACUGCAAAAUGCAACGUUAUCUUCGUUGCCCCUUCAAUGAACAAAGCUAUUUUACUGAAUUACUUGGAA
This is a messenger RNA of Phytophthora infestans T30-4, 2816 nucleotides long. RefSeq names its product replication factor C subunit, putative. The record is from RefSeq and is a predicted model, not a curated record. The transcript has 7 exons. Gene Ontology annotation, cellular component: DNA replication factor C complex; nucleus. Gene Ontology annotation, biological process: DNA repair; DNA replication. Lineage: Eukaryota; Oomycota; Peronosporomycetes; Peronosporales; Peronosporaceae. Bases 1 to 2682 code for a protein of 893 amino acids. Gene Ontology annotation, molecular function: ATP hydrolysis activity; ATP binding; DNA clamp loader activity.